Salvelinus fontinalis (brook trout) is the source of this 819-nucleotide messenger RNA. RefSeq names its product interleukin-8-like. The record is from RefSeq and is a predicted model, not a curated record. NCBI's taxonomy places the organism in Eukaryota, Metazoa, Chordata, Actinopteri, Salmoniformes, Salmonidae. Gene Ontology annotation, cellular component: extracellular region. Gene Ontology annotation, biological process: inflammatory response; antimicrobial humoral immune response mediated by antimicrobial peptide; neutrophil chemotaxis. Gene Ontology annotation, molecular function: CXCR chemokine receptor binding; chemokine activity. The transcript has 3 exons. Bases 193 to 420 code for a protein of 75 amino acids.
AUCAUACAUACAACUCAAUCUGUCCAUCUGCAUCUUUAUUUAUAUAUAUAUAUAAAUGCCAUUUUAAAACACGCUUUUAUCCAGAUGACUCUCUCUUUCCCUCUCUCUAACUAACAAAGUGUGUUUGUCAUCACGGUGUAUGCCUGUGUAUUCCUUCUACCGCUGACCCUUGACCUCUUACCUCUAACAGGGAUGAGUCUGAGAGGCGUGGGGGCUGACCUGCGAUGUCGCUGCAUUGAGACGGAGAGCAGACAUAUUGGUAAACUCAUUAAGAAGAUAGAGAUGUUCCCUCCCAGCUCGCACUGCAGAGACACUGAGAUCAUUGCCACUCUGAGCAAGAAUGGUCAGGAGAUUUGUCUGGAUGUCAGCGCUCCUUGGGUCAAGAGGGUCAUUGAGAAGAUGCUGGCCAACAACAAAUGAAGAGGGGGAAUCAUUCCAUGAAUACUCUGGGAUUCUGAACUGUUACAAGAUACAAACCAAAUAAGUAUUUAUAAGAUUUAUAGGCUGAAUUCUAUUAUUUUCUAUCCAUGUUGAAAUACAAUACUAGAUUUAGAGUGCCAUGAGACUUUUUUAAAUGAAGAGACAGUCGGUUUCUUAUAUACAACCAAGUACUAUGUACUAAGCUUAUAUUUUAUUUUUAUUUAUCAAUAGUUUUUAUUUUGUUGAGAUUUACAUACAUUCCAGUUGUAUUGGAAUGAUUUUGUAAUGAACAACAUCACAUCCUACUUGACCCUCAAAUGUAUUUAUACAAACCUCAGUAUAUUUAUUGAUAUAUUUAUUUAGUUGCCUAUUUACUCAUGAAACUGUUGAAUCAUGUUG